This is a messenger RNA of Erinaceus europaeus (western European hedgehog), 1025 nucleotides long. It is a transcript of the gene PLAC1, whose product is annotated as placenta enriched 1. The transcript has 4 exons. The record is from RefSeq and is a predicted model, not a curated record. NCBI's taxonomy places the organism in Eukaryota, Metazoa, Chordata, Mammalia, Eulipotyphla, Erinaceidae. The coding region runs from base 250 to 870 and encodes 206 amino acids.
GCUUUCACACGUUCCUGAGGACAGAGCUUGCUAGAAGUCUUAACCAACUCUAGGCUUGAUUCCAAGAGAACUAAUCACAUCUUCAUAAUUCAGCGCAGAGCCUCGGUGGAAUUGUUCCAGGACACUGCUCAGCUCUGGCUGAAGCUGGUGCUAGAGACUGAACCUAGGACCUCAGAGCCUCAUACAUAAAACCUUACCAGACUGCAUCUUGUUUCCUGGGAGUGAUUGAUUACCUGAUCACCUACAAGGAUGAAAUCUUCUAAGUUCCUCGGCAAGAUGAUCAUCUUCACCUUGUUGCUUUCGGUAUCUUGUGGGCAAAGUCCAAUGUCUGUCCUGUGCUCCAUAGACUGGUUCAUGGUUUCUGUACAACCUCUGAUGCUGAAUAACCAUGUGUAUAUACAUUUCCAUGAGCUGCUCAUGGGUCACGGUUGCCCUGCCACCUACGUUCAGCCACAUUCCUACCAGUUCACUUACCGUGUUACUGAAUGUGGCAUCAGGUCUAAGGUAAUCUCUCAGGACAUGAUUCUCUAUAGCACCGAAAUGUACUAUAUUUCAAAGGGCACCUCAUCUAGGUUUGUGAUCCCACUGUCAUGUACUGUCCCUCAGAAGUCCCCAUGGCUCACUAUGCCCAGCCCCAUAGAAGAAGCUAGUGGGACAGGGAUAGUAACUCAGAAUGGUGAGACAUGUUAUGAAGUGUUCACAUUAUCCCAGUGCAGGGAAAGAUCCAACUGUGAUUGUCCACCCUGUGUCUUCAAUGGAGGGCUGGCCCAGGCUCAACCUCACCAAGAAGAGACUGAGCCAUUCUCUUCUUUUGUUGAUGUUUCCAGGGACUGGGUGCUUCACUCAGAUGAUCUGAUUGAGCCCAUGUGAAGUCCAGGCUGGGGGCCUGUUUUGAAAAGGUUGUCAAUAUGUUAUAUUGUCAGAAAAGAACUGUGCUUGUGGUCUUCUUUUGAGCAAUGGCUGCACAUGGUACCCAUGAAGAAGGCUUUUGUUAUUCUUUUUUUUUAUUCUUAUAUUGAAAAAUA